Molecule: messenger RNA, 1671 nt
Organism: Coffea eugenioides
Lineage: Eukaryota; Viridiplantae; Streptophyta; Magnoliopsida; Gentianales; Rubiaceae
Product: putative disease resistance protein RGA3
Exons: 1
Coding region: 1-1671 (556 amino acids)
Source: RefSeq, a predicted model, not a curated record
AUGCCUCUUGAGAUAGGACAAUUGCAUUCUCUCCAAACAUUGCAAUUUUUCAAUAUUGGUGAAGAGGCGGGUCGACAAAUUAGACAACUGAGAAAUUUAAAGGAUCUCAGUGGAAGUCUUGAGAUAAGAAAUCUUGAAUUAGUGAGAAGCAAGGAAGAAGCCGAGUCUGCAAAUCUGAUUGGGAAGCCAAACAUUAAUGAGUUGAGAUUAUUGUGGAAUGAAUUAGAUAAAUUGAGAGAGAAUGACAGAGAAUACAAUCAAGUGUUGGAAGGCUUGCAUCCUCACCAGAAUUUGAAAGGUUUGAUAAUUGAAAGGUUUUUUGGUGAUCAACUUUCGACAUGGAUUGGAAAACUUGAGAAAUUGGUGAAGUUUGAAUUGCGAAAUUGUAGAAACUGUAAGGAGUUACCAACUCUUGGACACAUGCCCUUCCUCAGAUAUCUUCAUCUGGAAGGACUCGGCAACAUAACAACCAUAGGGCCUUCUUUUUAUGGUGAAUCAACCGUGCAUAGUGGCCGUAGCAGUCAAUUGUUUCCUGCACUUGAACGUCUCAUUCUAGAAAACAUGCUAAAUUUGCGUCAAUGGGUGGAAGCAUUAGGUCAUGAUGGAGCAGUGGUGGUGUUUCCGGUCCUUAACACAAUGAGGAUUAGAAGGUGUCCCCAAAUAGUCACUUUUCCAAGUCAUUUUCCGUGUCUCAAGAACUUGCACAUUGAGCACAUCAACAAUGGAUCAAGUAUAGUGACAUGUAUUUCCAAUAGUUUCAGGACUCUCACGAGCCUUUCCAUUGAUAAUAUGAAUGGGUUCACUGUGCUACCACACACUCAUAUUGUUGGCUCAACUCAAAAUUUGGUUGGCCUUGGAUCCUUAGAGGAAUUACAUGUUUGCAGGUGCCACUCACUGAAGUCGAUUUCAAUCCCACACCCAUACCUCAAUGCCUUGCGAAAAUUAAGGAUUGUUAUGUGCAGUGAGUUAACCCAUUUGUCCAUCCCGCAAAUGUACGAGUCAGAGUGGGAUUCCAGUUCUUCAUCCUCCUCUACUUGUCCUUCUUCUCCUCUUAAGGAAUUGGAAAUAUGGGGAUGCCCCAAUCUUGUCUCCUUUCCAAUUGAUUUAACCCGCAGACCUUCUCUUUCUUUCUUGGACAUACCAUACUGUAAGAAAUUAACCAACUUGCCCAAGGGGAAGCUUUGUUCUCUUACAAGCUUGAGAAGCUUAGAGAUUGGACCAUUCUCAGAAACCACAAAGCUGCACUCCUUCCUAGUCCUCUUUGAGGCUCUCCUCCCACCACCGCAUCCCUACUUGCCCUUCCUUUGGAAAUUGAGUCUGGUUGGAUGGCCUCAUUGGGAAUCUCUGCCCGACCAACUUCGGUACCUCUCUGCUCUAACGUAUCUUGAACUAGAUGGUUUUGGAGUAAAAUCGUUGCCUGAUUGGUUUGGGAAGCUUUCGUCACUUGAACGACUCUACCUUUACAAUUGUACAAAGUUAGAGAAUUUACCCUCUCACCAAUCUAUGAGAAGCCUCACCAGACUAAAAGAGCUGCGGAUUGAAAUGUGUCCCCUUCUAACGGAAAGAUGCAAUUCAGAGAGUAGCAGCAGCAGUACCAUCCCCAUUUCUGAGUGGUCCAAGAUCUCCGACGUUCCCAAAAUUAUAAUUAAUGGGCAGCGAAUCAGAGGCUAA